Dromiciops gliroides (monito del monte) is the source of this 1534-nucleotide messenger RNA. RefSeq names its product transmembrane serine protease 3 (gene TMPRSS3). Gene Ontology annotation, biological process: acrosome reaction; proteolysis. The transcript has 13 exons. Gene Ontology annotation, molecular function: serine-type endopeptidase activity; protein binding. The record is from RefSeq and is a predicted model, not a curated record. NCBI's taxonomy places the organism in Eukaryota, Metazoa, Chordata, Mammalia, Microbiotheria, Microbiotheriidae. Gene Ontology annotation, cellular component: membrane. Bases 1 to 1440 code for a protein of 479 amino acids.
AUGAUGGAUUCUCCAGAAAUGGAGGUGGAAGUGGAGUUGGAAACCAGCCGUGGAAGUUCUGAAGUAGUCAAUACGACGAAUCCUGAAUUGUCAGCAGCUGAGGCCCCCUUUUCUUUUAGAUCAUUUUUUGGUUUUGAUGAUUUAAAAAUGGAACCUGGUGAAAUUGGACCAGAUGCGGAUGCACUAGCUGCGCAGAUCCUUUCUUUACUUCCAUUAAAGUUUUUCCCAAUCAUCGUCAUUGGAAUUAUUGCACUAAUCAUAGCAGUGGCCAUUGGUUUGGGCAUACACUUCAAUUGCUCUGGGAAAUACAGGUGCAGAUCAUCUUUUCAAUGUAUUGAACUGACAGCAAAGUGUGAUGGUAUCUACAACUGUAAAGAUGGAGAGGAUGAAUACAGAUGUGUCCGUGUGAGUGGACAUAAUGCUGUGCUUCAGGUAUUUGUUGCUGCUGCAUGGAGAACUAUGUGUUCAGAUGAUUGGAAAGGUCAAUAUGGACCUAUAGCCUGUGAACAAUUAGGUUUCUCAAGCUAUAUAAGUUCACGCGCUAUGAGGGUAGAAGCAGUUGAGGAGGAGUUGCAAGAAGAAUUUGUUUCCAUUAAUCAUCUUAUACCAGAAAAUAAGGUGACCUCUUUACACCAUGCAGUAUAUGUAAGGGAGAAAUGCUCUUCUGGACGUGUAAUCAUCUUAAAGUGUGUGACCUGUGGUCUGAGGAUAGGCUAUACCCCACGCAUAGUUGGUGGAAACAUGUCAUCACUUAUGCAAUGGCCCUGGCAAGUGAGCCUCCAAUUCCAGGGAUAUCAUCUCUGUGGUGGUUCUCUCAUCACUCCUGUGUGGAUUGUCACUGCUGCCCACUGUGUUUAUGACCUGUACAUGCCCAGUUCAUGGACCAUACAAGUAGGUCUGGUGACCUUAAUAGAUACACCAGCUCCUUCUUAUUCAGUGGACAAAAUCAUAUACCACAGCAAGUAUAAGCCAAAGAGACUGGGGAAUGACAUUGCACUAAUGAAACUAGCCAUGCCUCUCACUUUCAAUGAUAUGAUUCAGCCAAUUUGUCUACCUAAUUCUGAAGAGGAUUUUCCUGAUGGGAAAAUGUGCUGGACAUCAGGGUGGGGGGCCACAGAGGAGGGAGGAGAUGCCUCACCAGUCUUGAACCAUGCUGCAGUUCCUUUAAUUUCAAACAAAGUUUGUAAUCAUAAGGAUGUGUAUGGUGGAAUCAUUGCUCCUUCAAUGCUUUGUGCUGGCUACUUAAAGGGCGGUGUGGACAGUUGUCAGGGUGACAGUGGAGGACCUUUAGUUUGUGAAGAGAUGAAGAUCUGGAAGUUGGUGGGUGCUACCAGCUUUGGAAUUGGCUGUGCUGAUGUAAAUAAACCAGGAGUCUACACUCGUAUCACUUCUUUUCUGGACUGGAUACAUGAACAGAUGGAGAGGGAACUAAAAACUUGAAGACUACAUGGAUGAGCAAAAGGAUUUUUUUUUCUCACCUUCAAUUCCCACUGUACAGAAAGUUGUACUGUCCUACUUUGGAAGUAAAAUUUUA